AUGGAGAAACUCAAGAAAUUCUAUACUCCAGACUACAUGUCACGGCCGGGGAUGUCAUUUGCUAUUCACAUUGAAGAUCCGGUUCAGAGAAUAGAGGAAUUCAUGAACAGAUACAAACGGGAACCUGUCGCAGAAGGAUUUGAAGAGUCUAUGAUGACGAGAGAUCUCAGCGUCGUCAGUGCCACGGGACCACCGAAUGUCGCGGCUGUCUUCGAGAUGGAAAUUACUCCCAUGUACGGAACCCGAAUGGGUAAUGCUUCAGGGGCCGCUAUCACACUCAUCCACGAUAUGUGCACGACGAUGGCGAUGGCGCCUCUAGCAAGAAAAGACUUCUGGCACUUUGGCGGAGUGUCUCGAGUCCUCAGUGUCACGUACUUGAGGCCCACAAAGGUGGGCACCAGGGUCUUGAUUGAAUGUGAAGUGUUGCAGGUGGGAUUACGAUUUGCGACGAUACGAGGGUCCAUGAAGGACAAAGCCACGGGUGAUCUACUCUCAGUCUGUGAGCACAACAAGGCUAGCAUCAUCUUCCGCGAAAAAGCUCAGAUUUGA
Cladophialophora psammophila CBS 110553 is the source of this 549-nucleotide messenger RNA. RefSeq lists its product as uncharacterized. Gene Ontology annotation, molecular function: fatty acyl-CoA hydrolase activity. The record is from RefSeq and is a predicted model, not a curated record. The transcript has 3 exons. The coding region runs from base 1 to 549 and encodes 182 amino acids. Lineage: Eukaryota; Fungi; Ascomycota; Eurotiomycetes; Chaetothyriales; Herpotrichiellaceae.